UCGACUAUUCGGUCUUGCACGCGCCUCAGGCGGGCUCCGCUGAGAUCCAGUCUUUCGGCGCUCGACUCGCCCGUGCUGCUGCCGCUGCCGAAGGAGGGGCAAAGCUCAAGAUGGCGGACAAAACGCCAGGCGGCUCUCAGAAGGCCAGUUCAAAGACCAGAUCAUCAGAUGUUCAUUCAUCUGGAUCUUCAGAUGCCCACAUGGAUGCAUCUGGACCCUCAGAUAGUGAUAUGCCAAGUCGGACACGACCUAAGAGCCCAAGAAAACAUAAUUAUAGGAAUGAAAGUGCCCGUGAAAACGUUUGUGACUCUCCUCAUCAGAAUCUCUCAAGACCUCUUCUAGAAAACAAACUUAAAGCAUUCAGUAUUGGAAAAAUGAGUACAGCUAAGCGAACUUUAAGUAAGAAGGAGCAAGAAGAAUUAAAGAAGAAGGAGGAUGAAAAGGCAGCUGCUGAAAUUUAUGAGGAAUUUCUUGCUGCCUUUGAAGGAAGUGAUGGUAAUAAAGUGAAAACGUUUGUGCGCGGAGGUGUUGUUAAUGCAGCUAAAGAAGAACAUGAAACAGAUGAAAAAAGAGGUAAAAUCUAUAAGCCAUCCUCAAGAUUUGCAGAUCAAAAAAAUCCUCCAAAUCAGUCAUCCAAUGAAAGACCACCAUCUCUUCUUGUGAUAGAAACCAAAAAACCUCCACUGAAGAAAGGCGAGAAAGAAAAGAAAAAAAGCAAUUUGGAACUCUUCAAAGAAGAAUUGAAACAAAUUCAAGAAGAGCGUGAUGAGAGACAUAAAACAAAAGGCAGGUUAAGUCGAUUUGAGCCGCCUCAGUCAGAUUCUGAUGGUCAGCGUCGUUCUAUGGAUGCGCCUUCAAGAAGAAAUAGAUCAUCUGGUGUUCUCGAUGAUUAUGCACCUGGCUCACAUGAUGUAGGAGAUCCAAGCACUACUAAUUUAUACCUUGGAAACAUUAAUCCACAGAUGAAUGAAGAAAUGUUGUGCCAGGAGUUUGGAAGAUUUGGGCCCCUGGCCAGCGUGAAAAUUAUGUGGCCCAGAACUGAUGAAGAAAGGGCAAGAGAGAGAAAUUGUGGCUUUGUGGCCUUUAUGAAUAGAAGAGAUGCUGAAAGAGCUUUAAAAAACUUAAAUGGAAAGAUGAUUAUGUCUUUUGAAAUGAAGUUAGGUUGGGGUAAAGCUGUGCCUAUUCCUCCACAUCCAAUAUACAUUCCGCCUUCCAUGAUGGAACAUACGCUUCCCCCACCUCCGUCAGGACUGCCUUUUAAUGCGCAGCCUAGAGAGCGGUUAAAAAACCCCAAUGCUCCCAUGUUACCACCACCUAAAAACAAGGAGGAUUUUGAGAAGACUCUGUCGCAAGCCAUAGUCAAAGUGGUUAUCCCAACAGAAAGGAAUUUGCUCGCCCUGAUACAUCGAAUGAUAGAGUUUGUUGUACGUGAAGGGCCAAUGUUUGAAGCUAUGAUUAUGAACAGAGAGAUCAACAAUCCUAUGUUCAGAUUCUUAUUUGAAAACCAGACACCAGCCCAUGUUUACUAUAGGUGGAAGCUUUAUUCUAUUCUGCAGGGAGAUUCUCCAACUAAGUGGCGGACAGAAGAUUUUCGUAUGUUCAAAAAUGGAUCUUUUUGGAGGCCACCACCGUUAAAUCCAUAUCUGCAUGGGAUGUCAGAAGAGCAGGAAACAGAAGCUUUUGUAGAGGAGCCUAGUAAAAAGGGAGCACUUAAGGAAGAACAGAGGGACAAAUUAGAAGAAAUUCUGCGGGGGUUAACUCCAAGGAAAAAUGAUAUUGGAGAUGCAAUGGUUUUCUGUCUUAAUAAUGCUGAAGCUGCUGAAGAAAUAGUGGAUUGCAUUACCGAGUCAUUGUCCAUCUUAAAGACACCCCUUCCCAAAAAGAUUGCCAGAUUAUAUUUGGUUUCUGAUGUUUUGUACAACUCUUCAGCCAAAGUUGCCAAUGCUUCCUAUUAUAGAAAAUUUUUUGAAACAAAGUUGUGUCAGAUAUUUUCAGACCUCAAUGCUACCUAUCGUACAAUUCAAGGCCAUUUACAGUCUGAAAACUUUAAGCAACGGGUAAUGACCUGCUUUAGAGCAUGGGAAGAUUGGGCAAUUUAUCCAGAACCAUUUUUGAUCAAACUACAAAAUAUUUUCUUAGGACUUGUAAAUAUUAUUGAAGAAAAGGAGACAGAGGAUGUACCAGAUGACCUUGAUGGUGCCCCCAUUGAGGAAGAGCUUGAUGGUGCACCUCUAGAAGAUGUGGAUGGAAUUCCUAUUGAUGCUACUCCCAUUGAUGACCUUGAUGGAGUCCCUAUUAAGAGCCUUGAUGAUGAUCUUGAUGGAGUGCCUUUGGAUGCGACUGAAGACGCAAAGAAGAAUGAGCCUAUAUUUAAGGUUGCCCCGUCAAAAUGGGAAGCUGUAGAUGAAUCUGAAUUGGAAGCACAGGCUGUAACAACUUCUAAAUGGGAGUUAUUUGACCAGCAUGAAGAAUCAGAAGAAGAAGAAAAUCAAAAUCAAGAAGAAGAAAGUGAAGAUGAAGAAGAUACUCAAAGUUCCAAAUCUGAAGAACAUCAUUUGUACUCUAAUCCAAUCAAAGAAGAAAUGACUGAGUCCAAGUUCUCUAAGUACUCUGAAAUGAGUGAGGAAAAACGAGCUAAACUCCGUGAAAUUGAGCUCAAAGUUAUGAAGUUUCAAGAUGAAUUAGAAUCUGGAAAAAGACCUAAAAAACCAGGCCAGAGCUUUCAGGAACAAGUAGAACACUACAGAGAUAAACUUCUUCAACGAGAGAAAGAGAAAGAAUUAGAAAGAGAACGAGAAAGAGAUAAGAAGGAUAAAGAAAAAUUGGAAUCUCGAUCCAAAGACAAGAAGGAAAAAGAUGAGUGUACUCCAACAAGGAAAGAAAGGAAAAGGCGACACAGUACGUCCCCUAGCCCAUCUCGCAGUAGCAGUGGUAGACGAGUGAAAUCCCCAUCACCAAAAUCGGAGCGAUCAGAGCGUUCAGAAAGAUCUCAUAAAGAGAGCUCACGGUCCAGGUCAUCUCACAAAGAUUCUCCUAGAGAUGUUAGCAAAAAGGCCAAAAGAUCUCCAUCUGGUUCAAGGACACCUAAAAGGUCUAGGCGAUCACGGUCUAGAUCCCCUAAAAAAUCAGGGAAGAAGUCCAGAUCCCAGUCCCGAUCUCCACACAGGUCUCAUAAAAAGUCAAAGAAAAACAAACACUGACAUAAAUUUUUAAGAUGCUGUCACUUAUUGGAAAUGCGAUUUUGUUUUGUGCCUGAAUGGUCUGUUUUAUAAAAAAAAACAAAAAAACAAAAAAAUCUAAUGAAAGAGCAUUCCUGGGGUUUUUCUUUGUUUGUGAAUGCAUGUGUAAACUCAUAAGUAACUGCAUCUGUAGACCUGUCGUUGUUUUAUAUUGUAUAAAUACUUUCAUUGUGGCUGUUUCUCAAGGUGAAAUUUUUAUUGUGCUAAUGAAUUUCAUCAAAAAUGUGUAUAAUGGAUCUGCUGGCAGUAGUAAUAUUUUGUUUUAGGAUGUUGUGACUUAGCAAAAAAUAAUACAGAUGUCUUCCCCCCUUUUGUAGCUUUGACAAUUUGAAUUAGAUUUCAAAUAAAAUCUGAACAGAAAACUA
Messenger RNA from Balaenoptera musculus (blue whale), 3604 nucleotides. RefSeq names its product U2 snRNP associated SURP domain containing (gene U2SURP). The transcript is spliced from 28 exons. The coding region runs from base 111 to 3200 and encodes 1029 amino acids. The record is from RefSeq and is a predicted model, not a curated record. Gene Ontology annotation, cellular component: nucleus. Gene Ontology annotation, biological process: RNA processing. Lineage: Eukaryota; Metazoa; Chordata; Mammalia; Artiodactyla; Balaenopteridae. Gene Ontology annotation, molecular function: RNA binding.